CUCUCGACCCGCGACAACGCCCCACGACGCGUGUAUCCAGCUCGCACAUGUCAACCGUCGCCAAGCUUUUCGCCCUCCCGCUCGUGCUGGCCAUGCUCCUCGUACAGCUCACCCUCAUUCCGGUCAUGCUUCCGGCCUUUCUCGUGCUGCUCUCCUCCAGCGCCCUGAUGGCCGGCGCCUUGAAGCUCCUUCACCCGACGCAGACGGACGAGGUGACAAAUGAGGAGUUCUACGGCUCCAUUCUUCUGCUGCACAUGAAGUCGGCCUGGGCGGCGCUCGCGGGCGUGGUCCUCGCCAUCGUCGGGCCGUUUCAGAUGGUCUCCGCCCUCGUCAGGUCCGCCGGCUCGCGGCCGGCAAACACGCUGCGGCCAACCUCGGUGCUGAUCACGGGCGCCAGCAGCGGCAUCGGCGCCGAGCUCGCUCGUCAGUACGCAAAGCCCGGCGUCCGCCUCGUGCUCACCGCACGGCGGGUAACAAAGCUGGACGCCGUCAAGGCGCAGUGCGAGGCGCUCGGCGCCGUGGUCACCGCCGUGCCGGCGGAUGUGACGGACGCAGACAUGAUGGCGUCCGUCGUGGCCGCCGCGGACGAGGACGCGCCGCUCGACCUCGUGGUCGCAAACGCAGGCUGCUCCGAGUCGAACGUGCCCGGCGGCUCGCCGCUCUGGCACAAGGCGGGCGUGGUCAACUCGACCAACGUGAUGGGCACCGUCAACACAGUCAGCCCGGCGAUGGAGCGGAUGGUGGCGCGCGGGCACGGCCAGAUCGUCAUCAUGGCGUCCGUGGCGUCCGCGGGCUCGAGCACCAACCCGUCGAGCGUCUCGUACGCGGCGAGCAAGGUGUGGGGCCGCGCCUAUGGGCAGGGGCUGCGCGGCGCGCUCAAGGGGACGGGCGUGGGCGUGACGACCAUCUGCCCCGGGUUUGUGGACUCGGAGAUGGUGGGCGGCAAGGACGCGCGCAAGUCGGGCUGGCUGCCGUCGACCAACUGCCCCGGCUUUGCCAAGCGCUUCCUCGAGUCGAUGACGAUGCCGACCGACCAGGCCGUGCGGCACAUGGUUGCGUCCAUCGGGCGGAACGCGGGCGUCGUCACCCUGCCCUGGUGGUACCUCGCCUCCCUGUGGGCGCCGCAGAUGCCGCACUACAACCUGAUGCCGCCCUUUGUCGAGUACUGGCUCGCGCCGUCCGGCCAGGUCAAGCCGCCCGCGCCGGCCGGCACCAAAAAGGCGUUCCGCGCGCCGUCGUCGUCCGAGGAGGAGGACGCGUCGAGCCCUCGCAUCACCGAGAGGACGCCCAGCGUGUCGUCGUCCGAGGAGGAGGACAUGCUGCCCUCCGCGAGCCCCUCGCUCCGCAAGCUGCGGCGCGCGGGCCGAGCGGUCCGCUUCUGCGUGUCGCACCUGGACGGCCUGCAGCUGUCCAGGUGAGAAGAGAGCUGUGUAUGUGCGGUGUGGCCGAGCGAGUGGCACACCGGGCCCAAAGGUGCGUGCACUUAUUUAUUUGCAUGUUUUUGCCUCUCC
Emiliania huxleyi CCMP1516 is the source of this 1511-nucleotide messenger RNA. RefSeq lists its product as hypothetical. Gene Ontology annotation, cellular component: membrane. The record is from RefSeq and is a predicted model, not a curated record. Bases 48 to 1418 code for a protein of 456 amino acids. The transcript has a single exon. NCBI's taxonomy places the organism in Eukaryota, Haptophyta, Isochrysidales, Noelaerhabdaceae.